Messenger RNA from Hyaloscypha bicolor E, 1121 nucleotides. RefSeq lists its product as uncharacterized. The record is from RefSeq and is a predicted model, not a curated record. Lineage: Eukaryota; Fungi; Ascomycota; Leotiomycetes; Helotiales; Hyaloscyphaceae. The coding region runs from base 431 to 1051 and encodes 206 amino acids. The transcript is spliced from 4 exons.
ACGGAAACGGUGAAAUAAAUGUCCAACUUUGACCUGGGGCAUCAAAACUGAGUGCCGCUUUUUCUGUCCACUGCGAGCCUCGUUCUAAAUAUACAUGUCCGGAUGAAGCGAUUCCUAACAAUCCUUGGAGAUUUUAGUCAUUGGCGACGCUCGUGGGGCUCAUAAAUUGCGUGCGGGCCAGUAGGGCUGAUUGGCUUCUCAUGCUCGGCCCAUUCUCGCGGUUUGAUUGAUGACGCUGUUUGGAGGACGCGGGAGGCGUUGCUUCUUCACCCUGCCCCCCUCGUCGAGAAAUUAAAAUUUCACACUGAAUUGCAACGUGGACCGCCGACGAUGCUUGCUAUAUCUCGGGCUUGAUAUUCAGCUGCUGCAGAGAAAAGGGGCUUCAGUGAAGAAUAGCGCUCCCCAACGUCCAACGUCUGCAAUUGCACAGAUGUUGCUCGGGUUCUGCAUUCACUACGGUCGCUGGGAGCUGCUCUCAAAUCUUCUGGAGCAUAAAGCUCAUUUCUUGGCCUCGGUCUUUUUCGAAGCGCCAUGGAAGCGCGAAUCCUUGCUUCUCCCUGUUCCCCGCGCGCCCACGCGAUUCCCUGUCAAUAGAACAAAGAUCUGUGAGGAUCGGAUUAUGAGACGCACCUGCAAGGAAGUCAAACUUCUUGUGCUGUGCCUCUUGGCAGAGCCUGGUACUGCAAAUUGUGGUAUUUGUGGAGCGCCCGUGUGCUGCGGUGGAGAGUGGGUUCUUGGCAGCGGAUUACAAACAUGUGCCGGAGCUCUUCUCAUACAGUCUCUUUUACCUUUUCAAGAACUCGUGCGUUGGUGUCAGCUUGGUGGGCUUCAGAAUGUCUCACUAGAAUACUUACGUCACAUCACACCUUGGAUUGGAUUCUGCCUGUGUUUCUAUCCGGUGCUCGGACGCUCAACCUUCAGCGGAGAAUUCUUCCCUAUCAUUGCACAAUUCAGAGGAAAAUGUCAAGGACAGGGAAAGGAAGCAACGGAACUCUACACCCCGCCGACGUGGGACCUGAUUGGAUUCUGGGAGACACGCGACGCGGCGUGAUCUUACAACAAUGACGGGGACGGGAACCUGCUUCUUAAUUUACAAUACGGACAAUUCUAUUCGAUUUUUC